This is a messenger RNA of Paramisgurnus dabryanus, 4826 nucleotides long. It is a transcript of the gene lrrc4cb, whose product is annotated as leucine rich repeat containing 4C, genome duplicate b. The record is from RefSeq and is a predicted model, not a curated record. Gene Ontology annotation, cellular component: glutamatergic synapse; plasma membrane; postsynaptic density membrane. Gene Ontology annotation, molecular function: cell-cell adhesion mediator activity. Gene Ontology annotation, biological process: synaptic membrane adhesion; regulation of axonogenesis; modulation of chemical synaptic transmission. NCBI's taxonomy places the organism in Eukaryota, Metazoa, Chordata, Actinopteri, Cypriniformes, Cobitidae.
UUCAAAUGCACACGGUGUCAGAUAUGGGCUACUGAUAAAUCAGCCGUUAGAAGCUCGUGCACAUCGUUAUCUUCUUAUAUAGAAGCCGUUUAAGGACUCAGUGCAUCUUUCGUGGGCUUUUACUUUUUAUAAACAUUAUCUGACGAAACACAGAGCUGUCCAGCGCAACUGCGAUUCAUACAAGAGCGCAAGAAAUCUGCAGCGCCAAUAAUACGCGUGUCAAAAGAUGAUUCAUUAAGAGGACGUUGUAAGUUUACGUUGUGGAUUUGAGUUUAUUGCGUCGAUAAAAUGCAAAAAUAUACCGGAAUUCACAUUGGCAACGCAAACAGAAACAUAAUUACUGGAUUUUGAGACUUAAGUAUUCAGUGGAGGCAAUUGUGUAACUUUGAGGAGGGCUCUGCAGUGCACAUCGCUCACGAGAAAUGAUCAAAUAUCCAGACGAGAGGACGGAGUCAGAAGGAUGCUGUGAGGUGAUGCUGUAACACGUUAAACGCCAUUCAGCGGAGUCAGCGCGUUAUGUUAAAUCUAUGGACUGCGGUUGUGGAUGUAGGCAAGAUGUAAGUAGCAUCGGCCAGUAUAUGCGUUGAAAACGGCGGUAUAUCGCAUUUGGGUUUUUUUUAAGAGCUCGCCUCGAUCAAACGUAGAUUCGGGAGCCAGUACCUACACUACUAACUACUAACUCUGCUGGAUUUUACCCGAAGGGAAUAAUCGGACUAGACAGGCUGUUGAAAACCCAUGUGAUACAGACAUUUCCUUCCUGGAUGUGGAUACAAGGCUGCUUUAUGUUUUCAGCAAAACAUACCAACGUUGGUACAUUGAUCUCCUUAUUAUUUACAGAUUUUGUGUAAGAUUUUUUUUCCUUUAGCCCCCCUUUCCCUUUUUUGCACCUGCUUUGCUUUGUCAAAGCUCACCGACCGCUUUAGAGAGCGCCUGCCCUUACUUACAUCUCCUGAAAUCGUGCAUGGAUUCUACAUGAAGUGGGAUUUUGUGAGGGCUGCAGUAAUGCUCUCAUUUACUGGCAUCGCUUCACAUCUCACACUGAAAAUAGACUGCCUAUAAAUGUGUGGGAAGAGAAAAUCGGUGGGCGUUAAAUUAUGAAUGUUGAACAAGAUGACCUCUUACCAUCAGCGCCAGAUGUUGAGAGGUCCUAGAUGGAAAGGGGCUUGGUUUGACCCCUUGUUUCUCCUGCUUUUAGCCCUGCAGUUGCUUGUUGUUGCCGGCUUGGUGCGAGCCCAAACCUGUCCAUCUGUAUGUUCCUGCAGCAACCAGUUUAGUAAGGUCAUCUGUACACGCAGAGGGCUAAAGGAUGUACCUGAUGGCAUCUCCACCAACACACGCUAUCUAAACCUUCAGGACAAUCAGAUCCAGGUCAUCAAACUAGACAGCUUCAAGCAUCUACGACACCUAGAAAUUCUUCAGCUUAGCAGAAACCAUAUCCGCAACAUUGAGAUUGGCGCCUUCAAUGGGUUGACCAGCCUUAACACUCUGGAGCUUUUUGACAAUCGCCUCACAACCAUCCCAAAUGGCGCCUUUGAGUAUCUCUCAAAGCUAAAGGAGCUGUGGCUUAGGAAUAACCCUAUUGAGAGCAUACCGUCUGAUGCCUUCAGUCGCUUGCCCUCCCUUCGGAGGUUGGAUCUGGGGGAGCUGAAACGCCUCUCCUACGUUUCAAGUGGAGCAUUUCAGGGCUUGAGCAACCUGCGCUACCUGAAUCUGGGCAUGUGCAACCUCAAAGAGGUCCCUAACAUACAGCCCUUGAUUCGUCUGGACGAGCUGGAAAUGUCUGGGAAUCAGCUGACAGUAAUCCAACCCAGUUCUUUUAAGGGUCUCAUCCAUCUUCAGAAGCUUUGGAUGAUGCAUGCCCAAGUCCAAACUAUAGAGAGGAACUCCUUUGAUGACCUGCAGUCAUUAAGAGAGCUCAACUUGGCCCACAACAACCUUACCUUUAUGCCCCAUGAUAUCUUUACACCUUUGCGACACUUGCAGCGGGUACAUUUGCAUCAUAACCCUUGGAACUGUAACUGUGACAUCCUUUGGCUGAGCUGGUGGCUGAAAGAGACUGUACCGACCAACACCAGCUGUUGCGCCCGCUGCAAUUCCCCUCUCGGCCUCAAGGGGCGCUACAUCGGAGAGCUGGACCAGAGCUACUUUCAAUGCUAUGCGCCCGUUAUCGUCGAUCCCCCUGCUGACCUCAAUUUAACUGAAGGAAUGGCAGCAGAGCUCAAAUGUCGGACGAAUUCAGUGACCUCAGUCAGCUGGCUAACACCAAACGGCUCCGUCAUCACGCAUGGGACAGUCAAAAUGCGCAUCUCUGUCCAAAAUGACGGAUCGCUAAACUUCACCAACGUCACCGUCCAGGACACAGGAACCUACACUUGCAUUGUGAGCAACAUGCUGGGCAACGUUUCAGCCUCCGCUGUUCUCAAUGUGACGACUAUUGACAACAGUGGUUUCAGUUACUUUACUACGGUGACCGUAGAGACAAUAGAAACCCCAAACGAUGGGGACAGUAGGACACCAGUGCAGCCUUCUUUCGGCUGGGCUUCCUCCUCAACCACAAGGGGGACACCGAUUGCCACAGAGAGAGCAUUCACCAUUCCUGUGACUGAAAUAGACAUGGAUGGGACUCUCAAUGGUUUGGAGGAGGUGAUGAAAACCACCAAGAUUAUCAUCGGCUGCUUUGUGGCCAUCACUCUUAUGGCGGCUGUCAUGCUCAUAAUAUUCUACAAGAUGCGCAAGCAGCACCACCAGCAGGAUCACGAUGGGCCGGCCCGCACCAUUGAGAUCAUUAACGUAGAUGAGGAGCUGACAAGGGUUCCAGCUAUGGAGAGUCACCUGACUCUUCCACCCCUGGAGCAUGAGCAUUACAACCACUAUAAUUCGUACAAAACUGCUUAUAAUCACAUGCACACUCUCAGCUCGUUGCAUAGUUCAGUGCAUGAACCUUUACUAAUUCAAGCCAGCUCAAAGGAUAACGUACAGGAGACGCAAAUUUGAUGCUUUGAGUUGGAUGUACUAAACUGUACAGAUGUUGGUCGCGAACAUGCUGUCAUAAAUUGAGGCAGCAGCUUGGAAGACAUUCAGAAGUGUCAUUGAGAGUCUGGAUGUAUGUAUUAUUUUAACAAGUGUCUUUACAAAUCUUAUUUAUUAAAGAUAUGUGAAGUGACUGAAUCAUAAGCCACAAGAUUUUAGCAUUUCUGUUCAUUGCAUUUAUUUUCAAAUGGAGGAAUGAAUGGUUUUCUUUAAUUUGUUGGUGAAAUUAAGAUCAACUUCCAUGUUUAUGAGAGUAAUGAGACAACAGUUCUUUUAUUUUUUUCAUUUUGGCAGAUUAUAUCACUUUGCUCAAACAUGUUUUUGUUUUCGGAGAAACUGAAACCUUUAAACAAAGACUGGCCAAUAAAAAAUGGAUGUCAAACUGAAUGGAGCAAUUUAGAUAUGAAUGGCAGGCCUGAUGGAUGCAGCUGCUCUAGUGAGGUUUACAAAACAAGCAAAGCCUUCAUUGUCAGGGCCUGGAAACUGGAAAUAUUUCUAGUUCUUUUAAAAGUCCCACCUUAAAAUGUUACUCAAUAAUCCAUCAAAUGUUGCCAUCUGCUAGGUUAUCAAGUACAAAACCAUAUACCAAGAUAUACAGUAAAGGGCACUUAUAAUUGGGACACAAAGUACCCAGAAAGAAUACACACAUUUUUUCUGCCCAGAUUUUAAAAUAAAAAGCAUGCUGUGGAUUGAACUAUGUUUCAGCCCUACCAAAUUAACAUUUAUAGGGGCAGUUUCCCGGACAGGGUUUAGAUUAAUCCAGGACUAGGGCUUAGUUAUAUCUUAGUAGUUUUUACAAACAUACUUUACAAAAAACAUUACUGGUGUGCAUCUUUAGACAAAACAUUAGUACUGGUAUAUGUGCAGAUAUAUUAGUGCAAGUAGUUUUUUUUUUAUUAAGUCAACUCAAACAUGCAUUUUAGUCUGGGACUAGGAUAAGCCCUGUCCAGGAAACCGCACCAUAAUGUUAGUAAUGAGUCACGCAUGUUUAAACGAAUUUUAAUUUAAUGUAAAUUUACACAUUGAUAUUAUAACUAAAAAGUUGACAUUAUCAAAGUAUGUUGUAGGCACAUUAAUUCUGUUCAUUUCCACAAAUAUUCAAUUUUCUUUAAUUUAGUUGUCUUUGAUAAGCUCUUACAUUGAUUAUAAUUCACUGUUUUUAUCCUAAUACCAUGUAAUUUAACAUUUGCUUUAGCCAAAUUAUAAAACAAAUCAUAUUUUAAUGGAAGUCACACUCUUCAUCGCAUUGCCAAAUUUUUAUAACAAUAUCUUUAAGAAUUUUUUAUCUCAGUGAUAGUAACUAAUGGGGCGGAGCCUAGCAAAAAUUAUAGAUACCAUACAUUUAAGUUAAGUAAAAUGUGAGCUUUAUAAAUCUGUCAGUGACAACAACAUAUUGAUAAAAACAUUAAUGAUACAUCAUUGCACAUCUAAACUGUACAAUAAUUGCCACAUUGAAACCUUUAUGUGACAUUAGGCCAAAAACACUGAAAUAUAGUAUUUUCAUGGCAUGCAGGAGCAGAAAUAACCCAGAAAUGUUUAUUGUUUAUCUGAGAGCUGCAUUGUUUUGAGCAGAUGUGAUUUGUAAACCACUGGUUUAUAUUGUGAAUGUGCACAUUGUAUGUGUGUCUCUUUGUGUGUCUACCAUGUACCAUCAGGCCUAUUAUUUUACCAUCCUCAACCAAAUUGUGUAUUUAUUUUGUUGUGAGUAUUAUUUUGUAUUAUUUUUUGCUUGUGCAUACCUCUCUUAAAGGGAUAGUUCACCCAAAAAUAAAAAUCCUGUCAUCAUUUACCCACUC